Porites lobata is the source of this 351-nucleotide messenger RNA. The record is from the annotation of a GenBank genome assembly. NCBI's taxonomy places the organism in Eukaryota, Metazoa, Cnidaria, Anthozoa, Scleractinia, Poritidae.
AUGAAGAAGAACCACCGCUUAGCAGCUGCAGUGAUCUGUACAGUUGUUCUCUCGCUUUUGAGGACAUUUUUCACUUUCACUUUCUUCGUUACUAGCGUCAUUUGCAUUAUCAGUGCAGGAAGCCGUAUCGAAAGAUGCGAAGGCUGGCUGGGACUUUCGCAGAGAUCUAUUGACAGCCUUAAUACUACAAGCACCUUCGUGGAGACCACUGUUUCUUGCUUUCUGAUCUUCCUCAUCUAUAGAUGGAAAAAUUUCAACUUCAAAAACUUUCUUAGGGCCCUUGUACAACAGGCUCAUUUUUGGAUGUGGACGGCUUUGUGGGGUGCGCGUAUCAUACAAACGUUCUUAUAG